Messenger RNA from Myotis myotis, 1271 nucleotides. Its product is annotated as zinc finger protein 664-like. The annotation marks the transcript as partial. The transcript has a single exon. NCBI's taxonomy places the organism in Eukaryota, Metazoa, Chordata, Mammalia, Chiroptera, Vespertilionidae. Gene Ontology annotation, molecular function: DNA-binding transcription factor activity, RNA polymerase II-specific; RNA polymerase II cis-regulatory region sequence-specific DNA binding. The record is from RefSeq and is a predicted model, not a curated record. Gene Ontology annotation, biological process: regulation of transcription by RNA polymerase II.
CUUUUUCGUCAUCAGAGAGUGCACACUGCAGAGAGACCUUAUCACUGCAGUAGAUGUGGGAAAUCUUUUAUCACCAGCCGUAAACUUAAUCGUCAUCAGAUAGUUCAUACAGAAGAAAAGCCGUAUAAAUGCAGUGAAUGUGGGAAAUGUUUUAUCACUAAGACCCAACUUCACAAUCAUCAGAGAGUUCACACAGGAGAAAAGCCUUAUAAAUGCAGUGAAUGUGGGAAAUCUUUUACCACUAAGGCCUACCUUCGUACUCAUCAUAGAGUUCACACAGGAGAAAAGCCUUAUAAAUGCAGUGAAUGUGGGAAAUCUUUUGCCACUAAGGCCCACCUUCAAACACAUCAGAGACGUCACACUGGAGAAAAGCCUUAUAAAUGCAGUGAAUGUGGGAAAUCUUUUACCACUAAGUUCCACCUUCACAGUGAUCAGAGAGUUCACACAGGAGAAAAGCCUUAUAAAUGCACUGAAUGUGGGAAAUCUUAUACCGGUAAGAGUGACCUUUGUCGUCAUCAGAGAGUUCAUACAGGAGAAAAGCCUUAUAAAUGCACUGAAUGUGGGAAAUCUUAUACCAGUAAGACUGGCCUUUGUCAUCAUCAGAGAGUUCAUACAGGAGAAAAGCCUUAGAAAUGCACUGAAUGUGGGAAAUCUUAUACCAGUAAGACUGACCUUUGUCAUCAUCAGAGAGUUCAUACAGGAGAAAAGCCUUAUCAAUGCACUGAAUAUGGGAAAUCUUUUACCACUAAGGCCCACCUUCACAGUCAUCAGAGAGUUCACACUGGAGAAAAGCCUUAUCAAUUUUGUGAAUGUGGUAAAUAUUUUGCAGGUCGCAAUGGUCUCCAAUAUCAUCUAAGAGUUCAUACCGGAGAAAAGCCUUAUAAAUGCCGUGAAUGUGGAAAGUCUUUUGCAAAUUGCCAUGGUCUCCAAAAUCAUCUAAGAGUUCAUAGAGGAGAAAAGCCUUAUCAAUGCAGUGACUGAAGGAAAUUUUAUUCCAGUAGCACCAACCUUUGCUGUCAUCAGAGAGUUCAUACAGGAGAAAAGCCUUUUAAAUGCAGUGAAUGUGGAAAGUAUUUUAUCACCAGCAGUAUACUUUAUUGUCAUCAGAGAGUUCAUACAGGAGAAAAGCCUUAUAAAUGCACUGAAUGUGAGAAAUCUUUUACCACUAAGUUCCACCUUCACCGUCAUCAGAGCGUUCACACAGGAGAAAAGCCUUAUAAAUGCACUGAAUGUGGGAAAUCUUUUUUUUUUUAAUAUAUUUUAUUGAUUUU